Messenger RNA from Colletotrichum phormii, 327 nucleotides. RefSeq lists its product as uncharacterized. The transcript is spliced from 2 exons. NCBI's taxonomy places the organism in Eukaryota, Fungi, Ascomycota, Sordariomycetes, Glomerellales, Glomerellaceae. Bases 1 to 327 code for a protein of 108 amino acids. Gene Ontology annotation, biological process: regulation of DNA-templated transcription. The record is from RefSeq and is a predicted model, not a curated record.
AUGUCAGAACCUCCCGAGAUCGUCACCCCGCAGGACCAGGCGGGGUCCACAGGGUACCAAGAAAGCUGGAGCUUUAUUGACGAUGUGAAGCGACGCUUCGAGACAACUGAGCCAGAGGUUUAUGCGGCCUUUAUCCAGGCCCUGAGUAGCUUCUAUACUGCCACACAAAACACUACUGGAAACUCUGAAGGGGUGCUCUUUGAGACUCACGAAACUGUGAAGGCGUUGCUGCAAGGACACGAUGACUUACUAGAGAGGUUCGAAAGCAGUCUUCCCCAAGAUUAUCUUCAUCGGAGGCAUGAAGCAGCCGCAAGAAGGCAAAGCUAG